AUGCUCCCUAAAAUACCGGUAUCGGAAGGGACAGCACCAGUGAAGAGAGCAGUCCGAAAACUUCCCGCACCUCCUUCCGAAUCAUGUUCAGUGAACAUACGGAAACUUCCUGUUCCACCACCAUCUGGAAGUCGGACACUUCCCGCACCGCCUCUACCACCAACAACAAAGCCAGAAAUUCGCCGGCUGCCUACCCCUCCACUCACACAAACACAGGAAAGGAUGGCACAGAAACAGCCCGUUCGCUUGCUGUCAUUUCCAACUACGUCACCAAUGGCAUGCAGUACACCCAUGUUGAUGCAGAGGAUGUGUUCACGGUCAACUGCUGGCGGACAUGCGGACGAGACGCUGUUGUCGCCCCUCAUUGAUUGGGAUGUUGUGAUGGAUGAGAUCAUAUACCGGCGUUCGAACGCGAGUUCAACAGUACCGGAAGCCAUGAAACCACGACGAGCUGCUCAACAACUUCAAUCCCCCACUCUCGAAGCAGAGGUAACUAUGUGGUUACUAGGCGACUGGAUUCAUCAACGACUCGAAGGCGUCCUCGUCCAGCCCGUGGCUCAUGUCUUAUUUUGGAUCGGUAAACAGAUGCAACGUCAUCUUGCUCUUAAUUCGACUUUGUACAAUCUUCUCCCUUCUUCCUCCGCUGCAAAUAUGCAGAACAAUCAUGAGGUUCUAUUUGAAUGGCCUGAUGCUGAGCCAGCAACAGUUGUAGUCACCGGCACUUUUGACCAGUGGUCCUCAUCUAUUCAUCUCACCAAGGGCAGUAAUGGAUUCAAAGGUAGCACACAGAUCCCAUGGAACGAAAAAAUCGCGUACAAAUUCAUCGUCGACGGCCAAUGGUCGAUCGCCCCUAGUCAACCUACUGAGACGGAUCCAUCUGGAAACGUCAACAACAUAUACAUCGCUCCUUCGAAACCUUCACUCCCUACCAUGGACUCGACGUCACCAGCAACUUUGGAACCUAUCGUCAAGGCCACAGAAAAGCCUGCAGCAAACGGUGAUGCUUUUGCUUCUGAUAAGCAUGAAACAGAACAAGUCACAAGCGAAGGCGUUUCUCAAGCUGUUUCAGAUCUGGCAAUCGCUCCUAAACAAAGUGUUGUCGGCGGAGACGAGGGAAAGCCUGAAGAUACAACUACCGAAGCCCCUGCACCCGAACCCGUUUCCAAAGCUGUAUCAGAGCCAACGACAGAACCUGCUGCCGCUGAGCCCACUCCAGUCAUACCAGAGACGCCAGCGACUUUGUCAGAGCCAACGACAGAGCCUGCCUCAAAGUUGGCCCCACCGCCUUUUAUUGAACCAGCGUUGUCAGCUCCUACAGUUGUAGAGACUGUACCAGCCGAAGAACAUGCAGAACUCCCUCCCAAAGCCACUUCGGAGCCUAUCUUAGAGGCAAAGUCCGUCUCAGAGCCUACCUCGACGGUCCUCGCGGGUGCCCCCAUCGUCCCUAUUGCUAUCGUACCAGUCAAUGCAGCAGAAAACAACGAGUCACCGCCUCCGUCAGUAGGAACGAAAAAAGAGGCCUCAACCCACAGCCCUUUCUCGUUCACUCCCACCCCGGCUCCCCCUGUGCCAGUCGAACCUGCAGUAGUUGCCGGUGCAAUACCAUCUGCGUCAGUACAACCUCCCACAGCAGUUCCAGAGUCCACACCCGCGCCUGCUGAGGCUGUUGCAGCAACUGAACCGGUACCGGAGCCUGUGGCGCCGGCUUCCUCUGAUGUCAUUCAGGACCUGAAAUCUACUUCCCAGACAAAUUAUGACGUAUCGGAGAAGCCGACCAACGGUCCCGCACCUCAGGAAGAUAAGGCGUCGCCUCAGCCCGAACCCGUAAAGCCUCUUCCAAGCCCACCUUCCACGCCCAAAAAGAAAGAGGCGUUCCCUUUGACAGAAUCUCCUUCCAGCUCCCCUUCCUCACCCUCCAAGUUCGGCACUCCUGGUCCUGCUCGUAAGAAGCGGAACUCCAUUUUUGGCAAGAUAAAUAUCAAGCACUUGUUCAGUCCCGGAAAAGAUAAAGACAAGGAGAAGAAAUGA
Messenger RNA from Guyanagaster necrorhizus, 2028 nucleotides. RefSeq lists its product as uncharacterized. Gene Ontology annotation, biological process: signal transduction. Gene Ontology annotation, molecular function: protein kinase binding. Lineage: Eukaryota; Fungi; Basidiomycota; Agaricomycetes; Agaricales; Physalacriaceae. The transcript is spliced from 5 exons. Gene Ontology annotation, cellular component: nucleus; cytoplasm; nucleotide-activated protein kinase complex. The coding region runs from base 1 to 2028 and encodes 675 amino acids. The record is from RefSeq and is a predicted model, not a curated record.